UGCUCCAUGCCCCUACAGUGUAAGCCUAGCUAGGCUCUGACACUGACUCUGGCUACAACAGCUUAAUUCUCCCGCCGACUGGUAGUUGCCAGAAUCAUGGUCUUGCGAAAGUGUACCAUCUGUGAUCGGCGUUUCAAGAAGACGGAGCAUUUCAAGCGCCACGAACGCUCCCAUACCAAAGAAAAGCCGUAUGAAUGUAGCAUUUGUCAUAAAAGGUUUUCACGGAGUGAUGUUCUGAGCCGUCAUGCCAAAGGACACAAUCAACUAGCUACCAAUGCAGUCAGUGGACCAGUUGCAUAUCUUCCCAAGCCGGCCAACGGGGCUCCUGCUCAUCAGCCGUCGGUGAUCUCGAACGAUAACCAAGACCGUAUUCCUGUCAUGGAGGCGGAGAAUGCUCGCUCAUUCCAGCACAGCUCCUCCACAGCUCGCGAUAUGCCAUUGUCCGCAGCUGCAAACCUGCCAUCCUCGUCCUUGGACUUUCUUGCCAACCUUUCUGCUCAUCAACCUCGCUCCGAACCCGCAGUUAAUCCAAUAAUAGCGAAUGAGCAGGCAGGCUACCUUGAUUGGAAUGACGUACCUGUUGCAGACCAGCAAUACUACAGAGAAACUGUGCUCGAACCAAUUCACAAUGAUAUACUGCAAUUCUGGCUGGAACCGCAGGCAGAUUCCGUCUCGGGACAUAGGUCAAUAGAUGUGAGAGGGGAUUCCAAUUUCGGCCUUUCGGGAGAGAGAGCCAUCUCCUCUUCAGAGCAAUCGAGGCUAUCCGUUGAUAGUGCUGGCUUGAGAUCAGGAGGCAACAUACCAAAUGAGCGGUUUGCGCGUGUUCAACGCUAUUGGCUUGCUCCGUCCAACAACACCGGGCGACUGAUGAACAGCGUAUGGCAUGAUGUAGCCUUUAGCGGUCUGGACAGUGUCUUUGCGGUUAGAUCAGUCCAUCCAUACAGUGGUCUGGCCAGCUAUUCGAGAGGGUCAAGGUACGGCAUCGACGAAGAAUGCAGACAGCGUCUGUAUACCAUAUUCGGUCAGGGCCGCCAGGGCCAUUCUUCCAUGGGUUCGUCUGAGAACACUGCAGUCUCACCAUUUACCCUCUACCCCCGCAACAAUCCCAACUUUCCUCCGGCUGAAGUUCUAGAUAUGGCACUUGAUCUGUUUCUCCGCGACUUUCAUUCCCUAGUCCCUUUCGUACACCUCCCUACAUUUUCCGCAAAGAACACCCGUCCGUCCCUGCUCUACGCUAUGUGUCUGAUUGGGAUGAUUCUUCUGGGAACAAAAGGCACAAGAAACUUUGUCCUGCAGAAUUUCUCGUUCAUGCUCGAAAAUGUCACAGCAGAUUUAGCCAAAUGCUCUGUGGGAGUUGAAGGAACCUUGUCCACCAUAUCGACAUUUGCAACUGCCCUUUUGGUCCUCAACCUAGCUGCCCUGACUGGGGAAAAGGAACACUUGGAAAAGUGCCAAAUGAUCUAUGUCAACCUCAUAUCGGUCGCACAACGACAUGGCCUGUUCGCAGCUAGGGAAGGACAAGUGCUUGACAGAAACUUGUUCGAUGCAAUUCCCGAUAUUGAGGCACGGUGGAAAGCAUGGAGCAAGGUCGAGACGGUGAAACGACUCAUUACUGGGCUAUUGCUGUUGGACUCUUGGUACUCUUCAUUCAUGUCCACUAGCCCGAUUAUUGCGCCUGAUUCUACGCAGCUGAUCUUACCAUGCAACGAAGCACUUUUUCGAGCCACGACCUCUGCACGUUGGAUGCAGCUCAGUAACAGCGGCAACCCCCUACUGAUGCCCACUAUAACGAUACCGUCGGAGAACGUUGGUGUCCCCAACCUCGACAGCCCUGUGGAUGAUUUCUGUCUAUAUGGGCUGUUGGCAAUGGUUCAGCUGAGACUCUCAGAAGCCUAUUAUCGUCUCCUUUCCAAUCGUGCCAGCUACCCCUUUGCGCCGUGCAAUACAUAUGCCAUGGACGGUCGUGCAAGAUGUCUGCCGUCUCUUCAGCUUCAGUUGUCGAACAAAUACGGCGAUGUGUUAGACAGACUGAACCCCAACGCGGCUGUCAUGUGGCAUAAUAUGUGCAUGAUGCUGACUGCAGACAUCCAAAUCUUCGACAUGGCAGCGGGACGUUCGGGCCCGGUCCCUGCCCGGAAAGCGUUGGAUGACAUUGCGGCAUGGUCGCAGACCCCGGCUGCCAGAAGGGCGUGUCUACAUGCGGCCCAAAUCUACCGGGCCAUGACGAACCGCAAGGCAUCGGAUCAUACGAUGUUUCAUUCUGUGUUUUCCCUCUUCUCUGCAGCACUUGUCUUGGGUCUUUACGUUUUCAUGGUUCCCACUUCCGCCGAGUCGCAGGGAGGGACCUCGAUCGAGCUCCUCGAUGACAUCCAUUGGCAGAAAGUGGGCACGGAAGGUUUCACCAGCUUCAUGGAGGCACGAGAGAGCCAACCGUUGCCGCCGUCGGAGGAGCCCGCGUUGGAAUUUAUUCGGCAUGGUGGCACGAUGUACCUGCGCGGAGUUCCUAUCCAGGGUGGAUACCAGCCCGCAAAGCGCAUCUUACUGGACUAUGCAGGGCUGCUGAAAGAUGCGGGGAAAUGGAGCGUGCAGAAGUUUUCGUAUGUGCUACACAUCAUGAGUGAUGUACUGAUGGAGGUGGAAUGAGCUGCCAGUCACAGUAUGGCAUUGCAUCAGGUGAAUAUGCUAUACUCCCGGCACCAUCAGCAGGACUGAGGGCCAGUCAUG
Messenger RNA from Aspergillus sclerotioniger CBS 115572, 2724 nucleotides. RefSeq names its product FTFMHR domain-containing protein. The record is from RefSeq and is a predicted model, not a curated record. NCBI's taxonomy places the organism in Eukaryota, Fungi, Ascomycota, Eurotiomycetes, Eurotiales, Aspergillaceae. The transcript is spliced from 7 exons. Bases 97 to 2643 code for a protein of 848 amino acids. Gene Ontology annotation, cellular component: chromatin. Gene Ontology annotation, molecular function: RNA polymerase II cis-regulatory region sequence-specific DNA binding; DNA-binding transcription factor activity, RNA polymerase II-specific; zinc ion binding. Gene Ontology annotation, biological process: DNA-templated transcription; regulation of transcription by RNA polymerase II.